Messenger RNA from Dermacentor albipictus, 3419 nucleotides. RefSeq lists its product as uncharacterized. The record is from RefSeq and is a predicted model, not a curated record. Gene Ontology annotation, cellular component: cytoplasm; nucleus. Lineage: Eukaryota; Metazoa; Arthropoda; Arachnida; Ixodida; Ixodidae. Gene Ontology annotation, molecular function: histone H3T3 kinase activity. Gene Ontology annotation, biological process: mitotic cell cycle; intracellular signal transduction.
AGGAACCAGUACGCACCCCCCGCCAUGGUUCUGUGGUUCAUUGCUGCCAGUACGAUAUUGGGCGUGGUCUUCCUAGGCCUCUACAAGCAGGACUGGCCACUGUGGCCUUUGGGACUCGGUCAGCGGAGCUGCGACGACGACUUCUACGGAGCGCCACCGCUUCUGGUGCACAAGCGCGAUUCACCGCGUCCAGUCCUCGACGACGUUCACGCGGUCAUCGAACGAGUCGACACACAGCGCUACCAGAGCGUAAAGCAGGCUCUCCAGGUGGCCCGUGUUGCACGCGACAGCAUCCCCGCGGAGUUGCUCAUCGUCACAAUAGCGCUGGUGCUCGGCGUCGUCUACAAGAGUUGCUGUCGUCGCAAGCGAAGAAGACCGUCGUCGAAAACAUCCUUUAGUUCCGAUGCGUCACGUCAAAGCAGCUUGACCCUGCAUGACCUGUUCGGCGACGGGUUGCUGAGAAGCCCUGAUCAAGUGGGCCACAACGGCUUCACAGAGCAGGAUCCGACUGCUGCUUACAAGAUCCAGGAAUGGCCUCUGGCUGUCACACAGCGACAUCUGCAAGGCGACCAGCCUUACAAGCGCGACUGCUUUGCUGCGAGGCUUAGUGAAGCCGACGAACGCGGUUUUAGAGCUAGACAGGAAGGGCUGCGUUCGAGGGACAGGUCCCGGAAUUUUUCAGCCAACGACAAAGCUGCUGCUGAGCGUAGAGACGGCAGCGAAGUUGGGGGAAACCUUGCGGAAGACCUGUACUACCACACUACUUCUCCGCAAUGGAGGAGUAAAGACAACGCCGACGAAAUUCCAGAACUCGUAGACUACGGCGAUGAAGACCAGCCCUUACUGGAGUCGUCCGACGAUUCUUCCAACUGCGAAGGCAGCAACGGUGAGAAGCGACGCUCUGGAGGUGGUGAUGAUGACCGCUCCGACGUGAACAACAGUGGCCUCUCGGAAGAGACGGCCUACAUGGAGCUGCCGAAGUCCGAGCGGUCAUCCGAAGCCGCGAGCAUCUGCUCAUCGGGCACUGCAGCCCAAAAGGAGUGGCUCUCGGUGGCUGCCGCAGUCGAUCGUUUCGCCACGAGUACUCCUCUGCCGUCGCAGCAGCUGCGACCUCAUAACUUAUUCGGCCAGCUACUCGAGGCCUGCAGGCAGCCGGAAGCCGUAUCAUUUUCCGCCGUCCUGAAGGAACUCUGCGUGGACACCUGCGUGAAGCUACACGAGAGCGAGUACGCGGACAUCUUCGUCGCGUCCACGGUGCGCGGCGACACCAUGGUGUUCAAGGUAUGCGACUGCGCGCGCAUGGGGAAAUACAUGCGGUGCCUUAUCAACGAGGUCCGGAUUGGCUGGUUCCUCACAAAGUUGGCUGAAGGGCUAGAAAAUCAAACAAGAGGCUUCCCUCAGCUCCGCCUGACAUGUUGCAUUUGGGACAGCUAUCCCAUGCUGCUGGAAAAUGCAUGCACCAGCUACCUGGAGAGGAGAGGGUCGGCAGAUUUCAGAGAGUACGGACGAAAGCUCUACUCACCCUACGCCCUCAUCUGCAUGGAAAACGCUGGUGAGCCGCUCUCCAAUAUGACGAUCGGGCAAUUCAGCAACGCCCUGCAGCUCCGAUCCGUGGUCCAGCAGGUAGCGCUAGCGUUAGCGGUCGCUGAGGCCGAGCUGGAGUUUGAGCUCCGGGCCCUGACCCCUGGGCACGUGCUGGUGAGACCUGCAAGCGAUCGCGUAGUGCACUACCGAUUCAUGAACACUGUCUUGUUCGUCAAGUUGCACGGAUGGGAGGCGUGCAUCGUGGAUUUCGCUUCAUCCAGGCUUUGCCCGGGUGGAGGAGAGAUGCCCGUCUUCGUUGGACUACACGAACUCCCUGACGACAAGAGGAAGAGUGUGGGCGACGGGCUCGCUCUCAUCGACAAAAUUGUCAGGCCCGACGCAUCCCGCUUCGAGCCUUACACCAACGUCAUCUUCCUCCACGACCUGGUUCAUGGACUACUGGAAAAACACAAGCAAAUUUUAACUUACGGCAAGUCUUCUUGGACAAGAGGCGAGUGGGAAGCUUGGAAGGACCUCUUGUGGUGGUCGGAGGAGAUUCCGGCUUUCAUCAGCGCAGGAGCUUUUGUAAUCGCCCGCUUUGUGCCCAGCAAUGUGCUCGCCGAGUCUACGGAUAUGACCGAAGAAAUGUAGAGCCAUUCCAGGCGUCGACUUCCGCAAGGGCUAAACUCCUCUUGCGAUAUUCAGAGAGUUGACGCUAACUGAAGUGGAAUGGAACUCGUUUGUUGUCUAAAAUACCGUUGUUAAGUAAGGGAAGUUCGUUACAGGGCAAGAGUAUUGUGUGCGGCGGGGUAGGGGAUGCCUGUGGCGUGAUUGGCGGUAUUGGUGUGAAGAAUCCACUUAUCACGAUGGUAAUGGUGGCAGGAAGAAAAUUCGUCGCCGACUCGAAAAGAUUUCAGGUAUCAUCUAAUAGAAUAUAUUGUUUGCGAUAUAUUCUGCCAGAAAACUUGAUUAUGACGAUUAUGGUGAUUUUUACAAAGGCUAGGAGCAGCGAAAUUGAAGAGCCCUCAACAGCUAUUGCAGUCGAACGAAUCCCUGCCGUGACCUGAUAACACAAGUAUUGCCGCAUAAUGUAAAACUUCGCUUCCUGUGUUCAUGUUUUGGUUUAGCUCCUCAUUGUCACUCUUUAAAGUAGCACGCCGAAAACGCGCACUUUCUAUGGCCGUCUCACCGAUUGACAUAACCAUAGAACAUGAGGAUUAUCCUCAAGGAACCAAUAAAUGAAAUUUAGCUUGAAUCGGCUACGCUUCGUUCGUUUUUUGCUUUUUUUUUCGGGGUGAGCGGUUCCCUAGUGAGAUUAUUGUAAGCGAUCUGGUAGUGAAUGAGGCUCCUGCGAAAACUGCGGCUGUACGAAAAAAAGGUGCUUGGUUGACAGGGAGAACGGGCCUUCAAGGUUUUGGUGACAGGCAUUAAAAGCCUCCAGGGGAAUGUGCUUUCGCGAGGAGCAUGAGCAUUAAUGAACACGCAGCCCAAUGCAAAACACGUAAAGUGCGUGACAACCCGACUAGAAUAACUUGAACUAACACCAAAACAACCACAGGUGGAAGACAAAGCACCACCGCAACGAGAUGAAAAGAGCGAGGGAAAUAAAUCUUCGAGGUGAACAGGCGAGUGACGGAACCUCGACAAGUGCAAGGCACAGGUUCUUGCUGACAUGCGAAGCCGAUGUUGCGACGCGUUAACAAACACCUGUUCAUGCAAGUUGUUCUUGUACAGCUGGUGACGAGUUCAACUAUUGAACAAGAAACUAUACGUAGCCGUUCUAUGCAAGCCCUCAUCAGGUCAUUAAAUUUAGAGUUCGACAUAAAGGUGUCCACUAUGAAAUAUAUUUUAUGUUGAAGCAUUUACAACGCAUUAUAAUUAGCAUGCGGUAUGUG